AUGGCGGACAAGGAUGACGGAAUGGGAGAGGAAGAAGUUAAACAGAAUGACAAGCACAAUUGGGGAGCAGCAGAUUUGGAAAAGGUGAUUUUCUCUAUAACUUCAUUUCUUUCAAAUUUUAUUAUAACCGAAUGGGAAGAGCUAAAAUUCACUACUGUAUCAUCAAAACACAGCAGGGCUCAAACUCUCACCUCGAUCGAGGGAAUGUUUUUCUUGUGUGCCGUUGAAUUAUCGCCUCCAAAAUCGUUCAACAGGUCCUGGAUUAGAAAUUAUGGAAAUGGGUUCCAUACUGCUCUUAAUUACGAUCACCGUUCCUUUGUUUCGAUAAAGCGAAAGCAGUUUGGUACACUUGGUGGUUGCAUUCCAUGCUCACGAAGUGUGUAG
This is a messenger RNA of Haemonchus placei, 384 nucleotides long. Lineage: Eukaryota; Metazoa; Nematoda; Chromadorea; Rhabditida; Trichostrongylidae. The record is from the annotation of a GenBank genome assembly.